AUGUACUCUAAAUAUAUUUUUGUGAUUGCAAGUUGUGUGUUCGCUGGUGCUAAUGCGAGGCCGAACGAUAUCGCUCCUGAAAAGCUUCAACCGACAGUAAUACCUAUUGUUUCACAGUCCGAAGAAUUCGAGCCAAACGGCACUUACAAGUUCAGUUACGAGACUGGAAACGGUAUCAAACGUGAAGAAACAGCAUACCAAAAAAUUCUCCCUAAAGGCCGUGGUGCUAGCAGCAGUGAAGGUGGUGAUUCUAAUGAAAGCGAUGAAAUACACGUACAAGAAGGCUCAUUUUCCUAUACCGCACCUGAUGGAACUGUCAUUACUUUAAGAUAUAUCGCUGAUGAAAAUGGAUUCCAACCGAUAGGCGAUCAUCUCCCAAAAGCACCAAAACUACAAACAGCUUUAUCAAAUUCAGCCGAAAAAUCUGGUCGUGCUUUAAAAGUUGCUGACACCGAGGAGUCAGCUUCAGUGCCAGUAAAAGCCAAAACAGUUGAGAAACAGGCAGAAGUAGUACCUUCACCAGAAGAAAUUAAAACUGCGCCAUUGCCACAAGAAUCUAAUAUUUCAUCAUCUGAAGGUGAUAAAUCGCCUGCAAAAUCCGAAGACAACGGAUCAGCAAAUGUAGAUGUGAGUAGCGAAAUAGCUUCCACGACAGUUCCUGUUCAGCCAACUACCAAAUCUGAACAGGCUUCCACCGCUUCGGUAGAACAGGCUACCAGUGCACCAGAACAAUUAGUUUCAGCUGAAGUUUCUGAAUCAUCAUCUUCUACUUCAGCUCCUGAGGAAUCGAGUCCAUCUGAAACCGUCGGACAAUCAGCUUUUAAUGAAUCAAUUAACCAAUCUCCUUCAGAAGAAAUUCAGCAACAAUCCACAACUGCCCCUGAACCUGCUUCGGUUGAAGAAUCAAGCUCUACAACCAUCUCAACUUAAGAAAUCGUUUCAGAAAUUGACUACGUUGGACAACAUAAUAAUCAUUUAAGUAACAGUUCCUGCAUAAAAUCUAUGUUUUUUAUUUAAUUUUUACGGGUCAUAUAAUAUUGGUAUAUCAUCUACUAUUUUAAAUUCUGAAAGCUUAUGUGAAAAUAUAAAAUAACAUUAUCGAAAUUCUAGAUAAGUUUGAUAUUUCGUGUAAAUAAAAUAAAUGACCACUUGUAAUAUUCUUUUUUACUGAAUAUAUCUCGAAAAAUAAAGUGACGUCACUCUAAAAUCAAUAUGGUGACUUUUAACGAUGGUA
Messenger RNA from Melitaea cinxia (Glanville fritillary), 1234 nucleotides. Its product is annotated as flocculation protein FLO11-like. Bases 1 to 930 code for a protein of 309 amino acids. Gene Ontology annotation, molecular function: structural constituent of chitin-based larval cuticle. Gene Ontology annotation, cellular component: chitin-based extracellular matrix. Lineage: Eukaryota; Metazoa; Arthropoda; Insecta; Lepidoptera; Nymphalidae. The record is from RefSeq and is a predicted model, not a curated record. The transcript has 3 exons.